AUGACCUCUGCGGAAAGGAAAAGGCUCCGUGAUCGCCGCGCACAGCAGAAACUCCGCGAGAAAAGAGACAAUCAAAUAAAACUACUGGAAGACCAAGUCUCCUAUUGUAAGCAGAACCAUGGUUCAAUCGCCGUCAGCGUCCUGGUCGGAAAAAUCCAUACCCUCGAGCUGGAGAAUCGCUUUCUGCAAAGACAACAAGAGACGAUGAUGGGUUUAGCUGGUUCGCUACAAAGGACAGCCAACCAAAUGGUAACCUCAAUGCACCAAACCCCCCCAGCAAGCGUGGUCGAUACGACUCUCAGCUACGACGAUCAGAUGGCUCCGUCAUUACAUGGCGGUACCAGGUCCACCGAACCUGGAUGUCUGCAGAUAUCGGGCAUACUGUGCACAUCAGAUGUGGCAGCCACAGGGACCAUGAGAAGCGCGGAUAAAUCACAACAGGGACCUGACGGCCAGUCUCUACCAGGGGAAGUUCCCUUCCCCGGAAGUCCAGAUUCAACAAGAAUACUCCAGAGCUCAUCAGAUGCUCUGUGCACUUUGACCGGUAAUCUCGACUCUGGUCGAUAUUGGGUUCCUCCAUCUGAUCAUCCACCCCAUCCGUUUCUGACAGAAUUCGACAAUUCUCCACAGGAUUGCGACGAGUCUACAGCAGGAACAGGUCUCAAGGAGGCAUCGCGACCGUCGCAUUCAAGGCCGUCGCAGCAGAUGCCGCGAAGCAGUAUCAGGCUGCCUCCUCCAAACCAUUCACGGAGUCGGGCGUGCAAUCACUCUGACUCGAGUCUGUCAUUUGCCGAUUCUCAAACACCGUCUCUCCCCAGAUGGUCGCUGACCCCGAAUAACACAUCAGGAGACCCGCUGAGUAAAGCGUCGAGCCCCUGGUUCGAUUCUCCCAGCGCGGUGGCGGCCUCUCCGGAAGAGCCCGAGCCACUUGACCUCCUGUUCGGAUCGCGCCAGAACUUCCUCGCCAACUCGAUUCAUACGGCGCUGCGGAAAUCACGUGUGGCCGAACCGGAGCGCCUGGCAAUCGGCUGGCUGCUCUACGUCUUCAGCAAAUGGAGGGUACACCCAACCCCGGAGAGCUUCGCGCGAAUCCCCCCCUUCUUGUGGCCGAUUCCGGAACAAAUACAACAAGCGCACCCGGUCAACCUCGACAUGAUCCUGUGGCCCGCUCUCCGGCUCAAUCUCAUCAGGAUGGCCGACAUCACCCAACUCCCCAACAUCUUCGACAUGAUGUCCUGCUGCCUCAAAGUGCGCUGGCCAUGGGGUCAGGAGAUCUUAGAGGCGAGCGAGAACGACGGGUUGAAGAUGCGCGACGAGUUUUACAAGGUCUUCAGCCGCGUCGAGGGCUGGGGCCUGACGCCAGAGUUUAUUAACGCGUAUCCGAAUCUUCUGGACGGUCUCCCUGUUGACUCGGUCACGUACACGGUUUGA
Messenger RNA from Fonsecaea monophora, 1431 nucleotides. RefSeq lists its product as hypothetical. Gene Ontology annotation, biological process: regulation of DNA-templated transcription. Bases 1 to 1431 code for a protein of 476 amino acids. Gene Ontology annotation, molecular function: DNA-binding transcription factor activity. Lineage: Eukaryota; Fungi; Ascomycota; Eurotiomycetes; Chaetothyriales; Herpotrichiellaceae. The record is from RefSeq and is a predicted model, not a curated record. The transcript has a single exon.